UGUGACACUUGUAAUACAACUUUCUUCCGUCUCUCAAGUCGGAGAAUUCUCACCGGGCAGGGGACGACGAUGAGAAGGGUUUCAUCGAUUUCUUCUCCUCUCUCACGACCCUUCCUUCGAAAGACAAUAAUCUUUGGAGCCUCUAAGUUCCAGAUAAAUUUAGUUCGCUGUUUCUGUGAUCCAUCACAGUUUCGUCCCACAAAACGUGCAGGACCACUUACACUCUAUAAGAGUCUGGUUGGGCAAGGAAAGCUUCAACAUGAUCCUCACCAGGAAAGAGUGGCUUCUGAAUUGGAAAAUCUACUGGGGAGGUUAGAACAGUAUGAGAAAGAUAUGGAGGAGUACCACAUGAAUCUGGCUAAUUGGGAGAAAAAUAGGGAAAAUGAGCGACGCAGACUUCUAAUGGAGGAAGCUGAGCUCAGACAGCAGGAUGGUGUAUGGACAGCAGUAAACAAGCAUCGAAAUAGACUUGUAGAGAGAUGGUUUUCACGGAAAAGAAAUGAGAUAGUAGAACCAGGAGUGGGGAAAUGGGUUUCGUACCUGAAUCGGGAGAAGAAGUUAGAUUCAUUGGUUGGUCGCCAUCCAGUAGCUCCUCCAGCCCCAAAAGGACUGUAUUUGUAUGGAAAUGUUGGAAGUGGGAAAACAAUGCUUAUGGAUAUGUUUUAUGGUGCGACUGAAGGCAUUGUUAAGCACCGACGGAGAUUUCACUUUCAUGAGGCCAUGCUUGAAAUACAUCAAAAUAUGCAUAAGAUAUGGAAAAAUCAAGUGGAGGAGAAGUCUUUGCAGUCUGGUAUUUCUAGCUGGAUUAUGAACCUUCCAUUUGAUGGUAAGGUGAAAGAAUGGUUGGCUGCUGAAGAAAGAUAUAAGAAAGAGAUGCAGAUAAAAAAUAUUCUUCCUGCUGUAGCAGACAAGUUUCUUGUAGACCGAGAAAUGUAUCAGAGAGGAGCUAACAUUCUUUGUUUUGAUGAAAUCCAGACUGUUGAUGUUUUCGCUAUUGUGGCCUUAUCUGGAAUUGUAAGCAGAUUAUUAAGUACUGGAACUGUUCUUGUGGCCACUAGUAACAGAGCACCAGAAGAUUUGAAUCAGGAUGGUAUGCAGCGAGAUAUCUUUCUGAAAUUUGUUGCAAAAUUGGGGGAGCACUGCCAGAAUGUCUUGGUUGGUAGUGAGAUAGAUUAUCGACGCCUUAUAGCCCAAAGAACUGUAGACCAGGUUCACUACUUCUCUCCUUUAAAUAGCCAUGCUUUUAAAGAAUUUGAGAAAAUGUGGCAUGAGGUCACCAGCCAAUUUGGAGGCAGGAUCACCACAAAGACCAUCCCUGUGAUGUUUGAGCGAAUGUUGGAGGUUCCUGACAGCUGUAAUGGGGUAGCGAGAUUUACAUUUGAUUAUCUGUGUGGCCGUCCGGUUGGGGCAGCGGAUUAUAUUGCAAUAGCCAAAAAUUAUCACACAGUCUUUAUAUCUGACAUUCCUGUGAUGAGUAUGCGUAUCCGUGACAAGGCACGAAGAUUUAUCACCCUCAUUGAUGAGCUCUACAAUCAUCACUGCUGCCUUUAUUGUACGGCAGAUUCUUCUAUUGAUGAUCUAUUCCAAGGUACAGAUGAGGGAAUGCUUUUUGACUUGGAAAGUUUCCAGUUCGAAACAGAGACAGAAGGUGGGAAACUCCGUCGAGAUGUUUUAGCAGAGGGCAGUGUGACCUCAGGUAGUGCCCCAUCUGCCAUUGUAUCCCUACUAUCUGGUCAAGAAGAGAUGUUUGCCUUCGGCCGAGCUGUGUCACGACUAAUUGAAAUGCAGACACCUUUUUACUUGGAAGGAGUUCAUUUGCUUCAUCCCUAUUUCCAGGGACAACAGUUGGAUCUAUUGAGCAAUCAUUAAUGCACCUUGCGGCUGGCAGCUAUUUUAUUCUAAAUUUAUUGUCCUCAUUUACCU
Telopea speciosissima is the source of this 1923-nucleotide messenger RNA. Its product is annotated as putative ATPase N2B. The coding region runs from base 70 to 1869 and encodes 599 amino acids. NCBI's taxonomy places the organism in Eukaryota, Viridiplantae, Streptophyta, Magnoliopsida, Proteales, Proteaceae. The record is from RefSeq and is a predicted model, not a curated record. Gene Ontology annotation, cellular component: mitochondrion; cytoplasm. Gene Ontology annotation, molecular function: ATP hydrolysis activity; ATP binding. The transcript is spliced from 14 exons.